Molecule: messenger RNA, 2387 nt
Organism: Rhincodon typus (whale shark)
Lineage: Eukaryota; Metazoa; Chordata; Chondrichthyes; Orectolobiformes; Rhincodontidae
Gene: fpr1
Product: formyl peptide receptor 1
Exons: 1
Coding region: 12-956 (314 amino acids)
Biological process (GO): complement receptor mediated signaling pathway; phospholipase C-activating G protein-coupled receptor signaling pathway; inflammatory response
Cellular component (GO): plasma membrane
Molecular function (GO): complement receptor activity; G protein-coupled receptor activity
Source: RefSeq, a predicted model, not a curated record
UAGAUUACAAGAUGUACUCUUCUGAUACCCUGGAUGAUGAUGAGGUGUCAAUAUUGCCUCUGGUAGUUUUCUGCAUUAUCCUCCCGCUGGGAAUUUUGGGAAACAUGCUGGUGAUAUGGAUUGCCAGUACAGAAAUGAAGAAGACAGUUGGCAUAAUAUGGCUCUUAAACCUGUCCAUAGCUGACCUCAUUUUCACUGCCAUGUUGCCCUUUUCCAUUGUUCAACAAGCCAUGAACAGCCAUUGGCCAUUUGGAAACUUCUUGUGCAAACUCGUCAGUUUCACAAACCAGCUGAACAUGUUUGCGAGUGUCUUCUUCCUGUCUGUGAUCAGCCUGGACAGGUGUGUCUUCGUCAUGUUGCCGGCUUGGUCUCAGAACCAUCGGACUGUUAAGUUUGCCAAAUGGGUUUCUGGGGUCGUGUGGAUUUUGGUGACAGCCACCAGCUUUCCGUUCUUCCUGGUCCGUGGUACUAAAGAAGACACGUUCAUAGGAAAGACCCAUUGCUUCUACACAGUGGAAAUGGAUAUCCUCAGUGCUUUUAUAGUGACCAGGUUUGUUCUGGCCUUUCUUAUCCCUUUUAUUAUCAUUGUUACCUGCUAUACCAUCAUCACAAUCAAAAUCAGACGCAAGCGGAAGAAGGUCCCCUCCAGAUUGUACAAACUUAUCAGUAUGAUUAUACUGGCAUUCUUUGUUUGUUGGCUGCCCUUCCAUGUGUUGAACAUUAUACAUGUUAUGACUGACAAAGAACUUAAAGCCUGGCUGCCUAUAGUCACCAGUGUGGCCUAUGCCAACAGCUGUAUCAACCCCAUCUUAUAUGUGUUCACUGGUCAUGGGUCAACCUUUAACUUCAAGAAGAGGAUCAAGAUGACAUUCAGAGCAUUACAGGAGGAGCUAAGCUACAGUGGAUCCAAGUCUGAGAAUAGGCAAAGCAGAGACAUUGUUGAAUCGAUGCCAUGAGGAACACGAUCAGCUUUGUGUGACAUACUGUGCUGUCUCUCUUUGAUGCAUUCGUAUAUGUGUCAGUUUUACUCCAUGUCCUAAACCUUAAUCUUCAGUUGCAAGCUCUUGCAGGUGUUGAACAAAAAAAGAGAAGAUUCCUUUAGCCCUCUUCCUGUCACUUGUCAGUACUCAGCUUCCCUCUAAUUUCUCUUUUCCUGCUCUGAGGAACUCUGAAGUCUGUGUGUGCCAGUGGUUUCCAGAAGUGGAAGCCAAUGCAUUGAUAUACCGAUUGUCAUGCACAGGAUCUCCGAGUGGCUGCAUAAUUGCACAGCUGUAUACUCCAUCGCCUUCGUUGAUGUCUGAUAAUGCCCCAACAUCUAACAAACUGAUUUCAUAAUCUUUCCUGUGGGAAUAGAUUCUACACCCUCACCACUGUCUGGGUGAAGAUGUUCCUCAUGAAGUUUUAUUUGAAUUAUUGAUGACUGUCUUAUCUUGGUGAGGCUGAUGCAUUGAAAUGCUUGAGUUAUUAAUUGAAAGUACAAACUGAUAGAUGUAUCAGCUUCAGGAGCUGUUAGCCCAGUUAAAAGAAUCACGAUGAUAGUCAUGUUUGGGAAUUUUUCAGGGGUUCUGGGGUGUUUUAUACAGUGGCUUUAUGUAUUUGGGAUGUUGUACAAUCUUAAAUUGUUCCUUACUUUUUAAAUAUUCAAGACAAGAUAUAACUUAAUAAUUGGAACUUGACUUUUGUGGAAACGCAGAAGAAUAGUUUCAAAAUUAUAACUUUCUGCUUGUCUUCCGUCUCCUGGUUGGUAUGUCAGAAUGCCUUGAAAAGACUUGCUCCUGAUAUCAUUGUUUAUCAUAACUUGUGACCUGAGCAUAUAAAGCGCAGGGUGCUCCAUCUUACCUUAGACCACUUGAAGCAUAGUGCUCCACUGAAAACAUGCUCCUGUGCUGUAAUCUAAAGAAAAGCUUAAUUUUUGCCCUGACCUGUAUGUGCUUGCAAAAUGUACCACUUGUGCUUUAUAGUUAGUUAUAAGAAAUAUCUGUUUUGUUCUGCAAUGCCAUCAUAUCCACACCCUGUUACUUAUCUUACAGGAGAUAGCAUAAACAUCGUCAUAUCAGAUAAAACACCCUGUUGGGGGGAGAAAUCAUACUCUGGUACCAGUAACAGCUGUGAAUAAAAGACUGCAAUAUCUUAGUUGGAAAACUAACUGAAGACCAUUUGAACAGUAACUUUGAAGAACAAAGAAUUCAAUCAAAAGGAGAAUUUCUCACCCAUAGACAUUGUCAUAGAGUCUCUGCAGUGUGGAAAAGGCCAUUCGGCCCAAUAAGUCCACACCACCCCUCUGAAGAGCAUCCCACCCAGACCACUGUAUUUUCCAUGCCUAACCCAAAUAACCUAAACAUCCCUGGACACUAUGGGGCAAUUUAGCAUGGCUGGUCCAACCUUAG